UCCGCUCAUACCGAGCGCUCCGGAGACAGAGACAGUCACAUAUGAGAGUCCACAACUUGUUCUUCUGUGGCAACCGUCAGAAGGGAAGGGAAGUAAUAAUGACACGGAUUUAUAAAUGUUAUUAAAUGCGCGGGCAGCGAUCGGCAUGGGAAAACACGAUCAGGCGAUGAGAAGUUGUUUCAUCCGGCUGAUCGUGUGAGCGCUGCUGCCGGCUUCCAGCAAGAAAACUCAUGGGCCAAGCUCGUGCGUCUACACCUCUCUUCCAGAAGGACUGGUUCUGGAGCCGACGGCUCGGCUGGGGGUAAAUGACACCGCUUGAAUAAAGAGGCUGAAAUCUCCAGUUCUGUUCCGUUAUCAGCUGUGCCAGAAGCGCUACAGAUUUGUGCUGAAGGUGUCCGUAGAGGAGGUGGGCGGAUCUCCACCAACCAUCAUGGAYAUCAGUUUAUGGACAUUUUCCCAUUCCAAACUGUGGCAUAUGAAUGGCUGCUGCUUAUGUCGUUGAGCUCUAACACUGGGCAUAGUUGCUCUGGACACCAUGACACAGAUGGACUAUAAGUACAGCCUGCUUGGCUCCACUGUGGAUGAUUACCACAAGAGGCCACUGCUCCUGCAGGUGGACAACACACCCAUGAACUUGUUUGCGGUUCUGGAAGUGAAACGCGACCUAACRAGACGCUCAAGCACCGUUGGAUGCAAGAUCCGCCUGUAYGGCUUCCUGUUCGUCCUAGCCAUCAUGUUCCUCAUAAUGGCAUCGUACGUUUUGACAGGGGACAAGAARGGCCUUCUCCUUACRCCGUCCCCUUACCACCUCAACGGCUUGGUCAGUCCCGGACCCUUUGCCUUUAACCUCACGUCAGUGGGGGACUAUGCACAUAUAAAACUGGUGGUGAAAUCCAUCAAAUCCAAGGUGGAGUUUCGGACCCAACGRCAAUGUCCUGACCGCAAAGCACUGAUGAGGAGCGAUCCRCAUAUGUUUUCUGUCAUCCCACCCAACUUCCUGCCUGGUAUCAAGAACCCCUGCUGGUAUGAGGAAUUCACUGGGAAUAUUACCACAGAUCCGUAUAAGACAAAUUUGUACGGGCGCUACUCCAGGCGCUUCCGGACGGUUUUCCAGCACCUGAGGAGCACUUUCCAUCACCAUCUGUUGCAUCGCAACAGGACACUCUACCGCAUGCGGUGCCUCCCCUAUUUUUACAUUAUUGGUCAACCAAAGUGUGGCACAACAGACCUGUACGACAGACUGCGGUUACACCCAGAUGUAAAGUUCACCACUUUCAAAGAGCCACACUGGUGGACCCGGAAGAGGUUUGGUAUCAUUCGUCUCAGUGAGGGUUUGCAUGAUCGGUACCCGGUGGAGGACUAUCUUGACCUGUUUGAUCAGGCUGCUUACCAAAUCCAGGGCGAGCUAAGUGCAAACACCAGCGGAUCACCCAGACACCCAAACGUCAUCAUAGGAGAAGCGAGCGCCUCCACCAUGUGGGAUAACAACGCYUGGGUGUAUUUCUAUGACAACACCACAGAGGGAGAGCCRCCGUUUCUCAUCCAGGACUUCAUCCAUGCCCUACAGCCAGAGGCCCGCUUCAUCGUUAUGCUCAGGGAUCCAGUGGAAAGGCUUUACUCUGACUACCUUUACUUUGGAAUUGCCAAUAAGUCUGCGGAGGAUUUCCAUGAGAAGGUGUCAGAGUCCCUGCAGCUAUUCGAGGGGUGCCUUAUGGAAUACACAAUGCGCUCCUGUGUGUACAACACCACUGUCAACAACGCAAUGCCAGUGAGUGGAUGGACCCUCCUUCCUCCUUUUGUCUGGCAGGCCUCCUUUAAAGUGAAAUUUAGCCACCAGUUUAUAAGAUGGUGGGAAAAGACAAGUAGCAAAGGCUCGAAGAAGGAAAGAAGGAAAGAAGGAGGGCAAUCCGCACUUCAUUAUACUCUGGAGCUGACUGAGUUAGAGGAGGAGGAGAAGGAGUCUCGUCUGUCCUGUUUUGGCUCCACGCAGGAACUGUCUGAAAUGGUAUUAAUACUAUGGCAAGGAGCUUUGCGUGUUCGAUACUUUGUUUUUUCUAUGGGUGGUCAUUUCUUACUGUCAAGUGGCAUUCCUUUAUUACUGGGUGCAGGAAGAAGCGAAGUGACAGAGUUAUUUGUGUGUUUUACAGGGCCAUUGUCAAAAGAAAUAGAGUCACAAAUCACAAGAAGCCCAGCAUCAAACACCAGGAGACCAGCUGACAAGAACCUGGGACCCAUGCUGCCUAUAACUAAAGAAAUCCUGCAGGACUUCUACAAACCAUUUAAUGAGAAACUGGCAAAGGUGCUGCAAAAAGAGUCCUUCCGCUGGGAAAACAAUUCCGAACUCUGAAYGGACUUCUUUCAACAAGAAGAAGGAAGAAUGCAGAGCCCCAUUUUUUGGGUUUAUCUCUUUUAAGUGCCCAUAAAAAGAACAUCAAAGUAUUUUAAUGUAAAUUAUUUUUAAGUUAUAAGAGCAGAGAUGAAUCAAAGAUAGAAAAUAACAGCACAAGCAAGUGUGGUGUUUUUGUGUGAUUGUGUGCGAGAGAGGAAGAAUGAUAGACUGUAAGUGAUGCUGGGAGAUCUUCGCUUCUCCGUUUUGUUUUCCAGACAUAUAAAAUUAAAUUGUGAAUUUCAAAUACGGAACA
This is a messenger RNA of Poecilia reticulata (guppy), 2642 nucleotides long. Lineage: Eukaryota; Metazoa; Chordata; Actinopteri; Cyprinodontiformes; Poeciliidae. The record is from RefSeq and is a predicted model, not a curated record.